Ochlerotatus camptorhynchus is the source of this 898-nucleotide messenger RNA. RefSeq names its product protein D3-like. The transcript has 2 exons. NCBI's taxonomy places the organism in Eukaryota, Metazoa, Arthropoda, Insecta, Diptera, Culicidae. Bases 32 to 655 code for a protein of 207 amino acids. The record is from RefSeq and is a predicted model, not a curated record.
CAGCAGUCUCCACCACCACCAGAGCAUCAUCAUGAAGCGAACGUUGUGCCUCGCUCUAACCGCAACCGUGAUCCUCUUCUGCCAGGCCCAGCAGGAGAACGUCCCGGAAGCGUUCACCGAGAACGAAAUCGUUCCGGACGUCGUGCCAGUGGCACCACCUGCCCUGGUGAAAGUAUCCUACCCAUCGUCGGGCAAGCAGGUCAGCCUAGGCAAUGAACUCACACCGACGCAGGUCAAAGAUCAACCGACCGUCAGCUGGGACGCGGAACCGGGUGCGAUGUACACGCUGAUCAUGACCGACCCGGAUGCACCGUCCCGUGCGAAUCCGAAAAUGCGCGAGUGGAAGCACUGGGUCGUGAUCAAUGUGCCCGGAUCGGAUGUGGCCUCGGGGGAAACGGUAGCCGAGUAUGUCAGUUCGGCUCCGCCGCAAAAGUCCGGCCUGCAUCGGUACAUUUUCCUGGUCUACAAGCAGUCCGGCAAGGUGCAGUUUGAUGAACCGAAGCUGAGCAACCGCAAUCCGAACCGUGGAAAGUUCCGUGCCGCCGAAUUUGCCGAAAAGUACCAGCUCGGUUCCCCGAUAGCUGGCAACUUCUACCAGGCCCAGUACGACGACUACGUUCCACAGGUGUAUGCCAGCCUCACGGAAACGAAGUGAUGAUGCUCCCGGCCGCUCGUCGCAGCAGGCCGAAGGCGCUUGUCUCCAGACCCAACCACCAUCAUCACUGUUUGGCGCCCGGUUCUCUAAAACACACUCCAACACCACCUUUGUCGGUCUUUAUCACACUCUGAAACACUCAAUAGUGCCGCUUAGUACAACCCACUUGUUUUGGCACCACUUGGCAAUAAAAAUCACAGUGCACAAAUAAAUAAAAAAAAAAACAUAAUCUAUAAAAAGCAA